Molecule: messenger RNA, 2124 nt
Organism: Pochonia chlamydosporia 170
Lineage: Eukaryota; Fungi; Ascomycota; Sordariomycetes; Hypocreales; Clavicipitaceae
Product: chromatin remodeling complex subunit (Arp9)
Exons: 3
Coding region: 1-2124 (707 amino acids)
Source: RefSeq, a predicted model, not a curated record
AUGUCGAGUUCACAGGCCAAAUGGCGCGAGGAGCAGAUCCUGAUCAUCUGCCCUGGCAGCAAGACAACCAUGGCGCAACUGGGCUGCACCGAGCUGACGCCUCCUAUGCACCGUGUUCCCACGAGAAUGUUCAAAGAUGGCGAUGAAUGGCGGCCGUAUUAUACCUUUAAGCGCACAAAGGUCGUCAAUGGUGUCGAGCAAGAGGAGUGGGUGGAGGAUGUAGACGAAGACAAGGGUGCUACAUAUCCGAUUCAAGGCGGCCGCAUCGUCCAAAUGGAUGCCUUCCUAGCCUUCCUCGACCAUGUCCACAGCUUGCUCACCACGACCUACCACAACACGCCCAUCAUGCUGAUGGCAUCUCCCCAGUGGACAAGACCUGACUGCGAAGCGAUCGCCCAGUACAUCUUUGAGAAGACCCGGACGCCUGCUCUUUGCAUGAUCCACAGUGGUAUCGCGACGCAAUACGGCCUCAAAUGGCCCAACAUGACCGUCAUUGAUAUCGGCUUCGAAAAGGUCGAUGUGACGGCAAUUCACGACGGACGAGUUGUGAACCACAUUGAUUUAGGGUCAUCAGGCACCGACAGUCCCAUAAGCGGAGGCGAAGUCUUCACACAACGAUUGCUGAAAUUGUUGGAGGGCAAGAACUUCAACCACGACAUGGCCGAGCAGUUGAAGAAGAGCACCAUUUGCGAGGUUCUCCCCUAUGCCGGUAAUGAGCAGAAACUCGUUGAGCUGCCCAAGGAUAAUGCGCCAGCUGGUGCUCCCCCAAGCGCUGCUCCUCCAACUGCUGCUGCACCACCCACGGAUGCAAGCAAGCCUGCUGAGCCUCCCAAGCCUUCAGAUACUGGUGCUGACGAGAACGGUGAAAAUGGAGAUUCUAACAACAACGGUGGUGACGAAGAUGGCGUACUAGAUGUUGCUGCCAUUGUUACCAGUGGCCAGACCAAGGAGUUCCUCGCUAAGAAGGAAAAGGAGAGGGAAAAGGGCAAACCCGGCCGUAAACCAAAGGUUCAAGAUGCCGAUGCCGCCCCAGCGAAACCCGCUCGUCUCCCUAAUUCCAAGAGAAAACUAAACACUUUUUUCUACGAAGAGAUCAUCCAGGAACUGGUCCCACCGGAGCCAAAGGAGAAAGGCACAAACGGCACAACAGAGACGACAGCUGAGAAGCCCGCCUCAGAGCAGCAACAGCCUCCCAAGGAGGGCGAAUCUACUUCAGCUCCCGUAGACGGAACUGCUCCCGCAUCCAACACCGAAGAGACGACCGCCAAACCCGAGGAAAAACCAGCAGAACCUCCCAGCGACAGCGCUCCAUCCGCACCAGCACCCGUCCCAGCAACCGAAGAACUCAAGCCCGAAGCCGCCAAGCCAGAAAGCACCAUACCCGACACCCCAGAGUACAGACCCAAGCGCGUCCGUCGGGACAUCGAAAUCGGCCUGGAGCGAUUCACCUUUGCAGACCGCUACGAAAUCGACCGCAUCGUCACCGCCAUCUACCGCACCAUCCAGGGCAUCGACGACAUGUACAUGCGCCCCCAAUGCUGGGACAACCUCGUCUUCGUCGGCAACGGCUCCCGCCUCCGCGGCCUCAAGGAGAACAUCCUCCAGACCCUCAACGCGCGGCAUCUCAUCUCCCCGUCUACCGCCACAAUGUUCACCUCAGAACUGCCCUCCAACAUGGCCACCCCUUCUGGCACGGGAUCCCAAACCCCCACCGGCUCCUUCACCGGCGUGCCUCACCAGCUCUCCACCAGCGGCGUGAACCCCCUUCUCCAAGCUGCCACAACAGCCAGCACCCUCGGCGUGGGAGCCGCAGGCGGUACCGGCGCAGCAGCUACCCCUGCUGCUGGCUCUGACGCCGCCGGCCCAGCGGGCCAUCACUUCCACAGCCAAACGCCCACGAGUAUCAAGACGGCUAAUCUCCCGGGAUACCUGAGCGAAUGGACCAAGAAUGGUUUCGAGGAGGCCAUGUUCCUGGGCGCACAGGUCGCUGCCCGAAUUGCAUUUAGUCUGCAUUCUAACAUGGAUGCGCAGAGCAUCGAGGCCCAGCGACUAAUGAGUCUCAGCAGAGUAGACUACAACGAGCUCGGUCCUAAGGGUAUCCGAACACACUCUAUGCUGAGCUAG